Molecule: messenger RNA, 3234 nt
Organism: Schistocerca americana (American grasshopper)
Lineage: Eukaryota; Metazoa; Arthropoda; Insecta; Orthoptera; Acrididae
Product: aminopeptidase N-like
Exons: 16
Coding region: 1-3234 (1077 amino acids)
Biological process (GO): peptide catabolic process; proteolysis
Cellular component (GO): cytoplasm
Molecular function (GO): metalloaminopeptidase activity; zinc ion binding; peptide binding
Source: RefSeq, a predicted model, not a curated record
AUGCACCCACGCUCCAAACAUUGGCAUCUUAUAGACUACGUUAUUACGCGACAGCGUGACAAGAAAGACAUUCUCAUCACAAAAGCAGCACUAAACAUCGAUGAGUGCUGGACGGACCAUAGACUUUUAGUCAGCCGUUUGAGAGUACCAAAGUAUCGCAAGCCACGAUCCCACUUUUCAAACCCACCACGCAGAAAAUUCAACAUAAGCAACCUGAACAACAAAAAUGUUCGCUCACACUUCCAAGACAUACUGUCCGAACAACUUAACAAAGCUCCAGCAACCACAGAUGACGUCGAACAAGAAUGGACCACAUUAAAGAACAUCAUCAAAGAAACUGCUGAGAAUGUUGUUGGUUGUAGUGCACGGAAAAGAAGUGACUGGUUUGAUGACAACCACGGAGAAAUCCAAGCCAUCAUCAAUGCAAAGCGGGAUGCUUACCUAUCCCUUGCUCAAGAUCCAUCCAGCGCAGAAAAGAAAGCACACUUUCUAGAACUCAAGCAGAAAUGUCAAAGUGAAAUACGAGUAAUCAAGAACAAAUGGUGGCAACAGAAAGCCACAGAACUCCAAAAUCUUUCUGAUGCAAGGAACCUGCGUGGCUUUUAUGCUGGUAUUAAAGAGCUGUAUGGACCUAUCCGCUCAUCAUCAGGAGCACUUAAAGCUGCUGACAACUCCACCAUUCUUACUGAAAUCUGUUAUAAACUGAGGAACUCUACGUACUUCUGUUGUGUCAUCACUGGCGGCUUCAGAAAUUUGAAGCAUUUGUUGAUGAAAAGGUGGUGCGUGAUGACGGUUGUGAGAUGUCUGGCGGCCCUGGUGUUGCUGGCGGCGGCGGCCCACGGACAGUCCGACCGCCUGCCGGGGGAGAGCUGGCCGCUCCGACAGAGGGUCGAUCUCACGGUCCACCUCGGCGACGAGGGGGACAGCAGCUUCACCUUCGAAGGCCGGACAAACCUGACGGUGGUUGCGGUGCGCAACACAACGCAGAUCGUGCUGCACGCCGCGCUCGGCGUCUCCUCCGUCACGGCAUAUGACGCCAGUGGCAGCCCCGUCAGCUCCAGCUACGAGCAGGGAGCUUUCCUGGUCGUCACACUCGCAGAGCAGUUGACCUCGGGUAGCAGCAUCACGCUGGAGGUGGACUUCAGCGGCGAAAUCGGCUACAGGGAGGACGGCUUCGCUCGAUACGACUACCUGGAGAACGGCCAGGAAAAGGCGAUAUACGCGACGCAGUUUGAGCCCAACUUCGCGAGGUCCGCGCUGCCCUGCUACGACGAGCCGGCUGUGAAGACCUUCUACACCCUGAGCGUGCGCGUGCCAGACGGCUACACCGUGCUCUCCAACACUCCAGCCUCCAGCAUCGACGAAAGCCCAGACGAGGAUGGCUUCCACACGUUCCAGUUCGAGGAGACGCCCCCAAUGAGCGCCUACCUGCUGGCCUGGGUCGUGCUGAACACGUCCAGCGUGGUGUCGCCCUCCGACGCGACCACGACCAUUUGGACGGUGGACAGCACGCUGCCCCAGGCCGUCUACUCCAGCGUCAUCACUCCCAGCACCGUCUCUGCGAUGGAGCAGCUGGUGGGCGUGCCCUACACACUAACUAAGCUGGACCAUGUCGCCAUUCCCAGCUUCAUAGAGGGGGGCAUGGAGAACUGGGGGCUCAUCACCUACACGCAGGGCAGCCUCCUGGUGCUGGAGAACUACACGUCGGAGGCGACCAAGGAGCAAUCUCUGGGCACCAUCCAGCACGAGGUGGCCCACCAGUGGUUCGGAGACCUGGUCACCUGCGACUGGUGGAACGUCCUCUGGCUCAACGAGGGCUUCGCCACCUACUUCCAGUGGAUCGCUACCGAUGUGGUGGAGCCCACGUGGCGCCAGCGCGAGGUUUUCGCGGUGACCACUCUGCUGCAGACCGCCAUGACGGCCGACGUCAGCGGCGAAGAGUACCCACUCACCAAGAACCCCAACAUCACAGCUGACCAGGCCUUCAUGGAUUACAACAUUUACCAGAAGGGUGCAUCAAUAAUCUGGAUGAUAGAGAACGUCAUGGGAUCUGAUGCGUUCUUCAGAGGCCUCUCCAACUACCUCAGAAACAACAUGUUCAGCGCGGCGACGGACGACCUCCUGUUGAGGACCCUGGAUUACGUGACGCCUGAUUCUUACCUGCCCGAGGGAACCUACCUAGAAGAGGUCAUGCUGCCCUGGGUGCGACAGGGUGGCUUCCCUUUCAUCUCCGUCUCCAGGAACUACACCGACGGUUCAGCUGUCAUAUCACAGGCACCGUACCUGUCGGACGCAGACACCGUGUGGCCAGUGCCCAUCACCUACACGUCCCGCUCUGAGGCGAACUUCUCCGCCUCUCCCCCACGGCUCUGGCUGCUGGACUCUGAGUUGGAGGUGCCGGCCGUGGCUCAGCCAGACGACUGGCUACUCCUCAACCUGCACGUGGCUGGCUACUACCGCGUGAACUACGACGAGCAGAACUGGGCGCUGCUGACGGAGCAGCUGCGGUCCGACCCCGAGGCCAUCCCGCCCGCGAACCGCGGCCAGCUGCUGGACGACUCGGCCAGCCUGUCCGGCGCCGCCUACGUGCUGUCCGCCGAGGCGGCGCUGCGGCUGCACUCCUACCUCAGCCGGGAGCGCGACUACAUCCCCUGGAGGGUCGCCUCGGGCACACUGCUCAACUUGGAGCGCCUUGUCGGCUGGGACGCCCCCGAGCAGUACAACGAAUUUGCACUGUCUGUGUUGGAGCACAUGACUGAUGAAUUAGGCUAUCGUGAGGUGCCAGGUGAGGACCACGUCACACGUAUCCUGAGGGCCAUCAUUGUCAACCUUGCUUGCAACUACGGACAGCAGGCUUGUCUCAAUUCCACAUACGAACAAAUGGAGCGAUUCAUGGCCGAUCCUGCCAAUCCUGACAACCAGGUGGACCCGGACUUGAGGCGCAUCGUCUACUGCCAGGGCGUGCGAUAUUUUGGCGCUGAUGUUUAUAACUUCCUGAUGGACCGAUAUGCGACCACUGAGGUCAUCUCCGAGAUGAACGACAUCCUGCUAGGCGCCACUUGUUCAGAGAUGGUGGCUGGUUUACGGAUGCUGGAGUUGACGGCGGCUGGAGCCCAGGGUGGCUUCCGGAGAGAACACCUGCUGCGCCUGCUGGAGGGACUUCUCCAGCAGAAGCAGGGCAUACCUACGGCCCUCCAGUUUCUCAGCCACAGCGCGCAUUUCCUCACUUGGUGA